Molecule: messenger RNA, 2504 nt
Organism: Sesamum indicum (sesame)
Lineage: Eukaryota; Viridiplantae; Streptophyta; Magnoliopsida; Lamiales; Pedaliaceae
Product: serine/threonine-protein kinase STY46
Biological process (GO): protein phosphorylation
Molecular function (GO): ATP binding; protein serine/threonine kinase activity
Source: RefSeq, a predicted model, not a curated record
UGAAAUGGAAUGAAAUAAAACUACUAACUACUACUAAUAAGCCAAUUCAAAACCCAUGUUCAUAUACCUUCUCAAUCCAAUCCCAAUCCUUUUUUUUCUUUUAAAAAAAAAAAAAACUAAAUAUAUAUAUAUAUAUAUAUAUUUCUGAUUAUCCUCCUCCUCAGGCUAUAGUCCUUUUUCACUACUUCUAGUAGUUGUUAAUAUUAUGGAGUAUACAAUUUUUCGUUUCAAACCCAUCUCAAUUCUCCAUCUACUAUGCUUGAUUCCGCCUCCCUCAUGAUGAUAAUUCCCUCUACGUAAACUGGAUCCAAUUCCCCACCAGGAAACACCUCCACUCCUGAUUAUCCUACCUUUUCUUCCUUAAUUUCAAAUGGUGAUGGCGGAUAAUGAGAGUUGUGGUAGUCGGGAGGUGGAAUCUUCGCCAGCCAACACCCGCCUGCACCGCAAGAAACUCGAGGUUUACAAUGAGGUUUUGCGCCGGCUUAAGGAAGCCCACCACCCCGACGCUCAGGACUCCGCUUUUGACGAUCAGCUUUGGGCGCAUUUCAAUCGCCUUCCUGCCAGGUACGCAAUGGAUGUGAAUUUGGAGAGGGCAGAAGAUGUUCUCACACACAAGAGACUACUGCAUCUGGCCCGCGAUCCUGCUAAUAGGCCGGCUUUUGAAGUUAGGCUUGUUCAGGUUGUGCCUGCCUCUGAUGGGAAUUCAGGAGAUUCAGUACAUUCACGCUCUCCAAGAAGGGGAAGUGUCCAUCCACCACCUGCCUUUGGUUCUUCUCCUAAUCUUGAAGCACUUGCACUUGAAGUAAGUAAGUCAGAAGUACAAGAUGGUGACAGUGGUGUAAAUGCUAGCACAAAGUUUCUAAGGCCCAUGCAUGAGAUUACUUUCUCAACAGAUGACAAGCCAAAGCUCCUCAGUCAGUUGACUUGUCUAUUAGCUGAAGUUGGGUUGAACAUCCAGGAAGCACAUGCCUUUUCCACUGCGGAUGGCUAUUCUCUAGAUGUAUUUGUUGUUGAUGGUUGGCCAUUUGAGGAGGUUGAACAGCUACGCACUGCCAUUGAGAAAGAAGUUCUGAAGAUUGAGAAAACUUCUUGGCUGAAUGCACGUUCUUUGCCUCUACUCAAUGAACAAGAGCCAAUGGAGAUCAAACGUGAAUCUAAUCAUCUGACAAUACCCAGUGAUGGUACUGAUGUCUGGGAAAUUGAUCCUCAAUAUUUGAAAUUCGAGUCCAAAGUAGCAUCAGGAUCAUACGGCGACUUAUACAAAGGAACAUACUGUAGUCAGGAAGUAGCAAUUAAAAUUCUCAAGGGAGAGCGCUUGAAUACAGAACUUCAGAAGGAGUUUGCCCAAGAAGUAUAUAUAAUGAGAAAAGUUCGACACAAGAAUGUUGUGCAAUUCAUCGGGGCAUGCACCAGACCUCCAAACUUGUGCAUAGUGACAGAAUACAUGUCUGGGGGAAGUGUAUACGACUAUUUACACAAGCAAAAGGGUUCUUUUAAGCUUCCUGCUUUACUUAAAGUAGCCAUUGAUGUAUCAAAGGGAAUGAACUAUUUGCAUCAGAACAAUAUAAUUCACAGGGACUUGAAGGCUGCGAAUCUUUUGAUGGAUGAAAAUGAAGUUGUUAAGGUGGGGGAUUUUGGAGUGGCCAGAGUGAAAGCUCAAACAGGUGUGAUGACAGCUGAAACUGGGACGUAUCGAUGGAUGGCCCCUGAGGUUAUAGAGCAUAAACCCUAUGAUCAUAAGGCUGAUGUUUUCAGUUUUGGCGUGGUUUUAUGGGAAUUGCUGACAGGAAAGCUUCCUUACGAGUACUUGACUCCUUUACAAGCAGCUGUUGGAGUGGUCCAAAAGGGUCUCCGGCCGACUAUUCCAAAACACACACAUCCAAAGCUUGUUGAGCUGCUUGAGAGAUGCUGGCAGCAAGAUCCAACUUUGAGACCUGACUUUUCUGAAGUAACAGAAAUCUUAAAGCAAAUAUCUAAGGAGGUUGGAGAUGAUGGAGAGGGACGAAAGGAGAGAGGAUUUUUUUCUGCCCUGAGACGCGGACAUCACUGAAGGGAUAAAACUUGGAAGCUCAUCGGCAUAUAUAUUCCUCUCCAAUUUUGGAACAUUAACCCCCUUUAAGUCUGUUGGCAUUGUACAAUACCCCUUGCAUCAGUUUCCUGCCAGAUUUUCUUCCUUGAGAUUGAUGUUUACUAAUUCAUUUUUCCGAUUUCUUCAAUCGUUCUUAUUUGCUUCUGGUCUGUCUGCCUUGCCAUCUCUUCUAGUUGAGAGCAGUGUAAAAGUCCAACCUCAGCCGCAAUUAAGGAUAAAAUGUGUUCUGGUGAUACUUCUCCAAAUGAUACGAUGGUUGCCUACUUGUCUGCUGUUCAUUAUGGUCCAAUAGGUGUAUAAUAUUUUGACGCCAGGUUUGAUUUUUUGGUGUUAGGCGAUUAUGAAUGUGUAAGACAACAAAUUCAUAUCCAAUUGUAAUAAAAUGAAGAUCAAAGGAGGGCGAUUAUCAAAUCCA